Molecule: messenger RNA, 339 nt
Organism: Candidozyma duobushaemuli
Lineage: Eukaryota; Fungi; Ascomycota; Pichiomycetes; Serinales; Metschnikowiaceae
Exons: 1
Coding region: 1-339 (112 amino acids)
Source: RefSeq, a predicted model, not a curated record
AUGAUCUCCGAGGAAGUGCCCCUCUCGUGCGGCGAAUACACUGUCAGCAUGAUCCGUGGCGAGGCGCCCAAAAAGCCCAAUAUCGUCUACGUCACCGAACAGGCGCCCACUCCGAUUGGCUGCUACGUCUACGCUGUUCCUGGAAGAAACGAAGAUGUUCAUACUGCCGUGUUGCAGGCCUGUGCCGAUACGCUAGUGCACGACUUGGCUCAUAGACUCGUGCGUGUGCUUGUGAAAAAGAGCGGCUGCCCUAGUUUUGUGUGUGUAAGUGGAGCAGUCAGUGAGAUGGACCAGAUGGAGUUGAUGGGACGUGUUGUCGCCAUGGCGAAGGCGGCAUAG